Molecule: messenger RNA, 2039 nt
Organism: Centruroides sculpturatus (bark scorpion)
Lineage: Eukaryota; Metazoa; Arthropoda; Arachnida; Scorpiones; Buthidae
Product: DNA cross-link repair protein SNM1-like
Exons: 9
Coding region: 441-1949 (502 amino acids)
Biological process (GO): double-strand break repair via nonhomologous end joining; protection from non-homologous end joining at telomere; interstrand cross-link repair
Molecular function (GO): damaged DNA binding; 5'-3' DNA exonuclease activity
Source: RefSeq, a predicted model, not a curated record
GUGGUUCAUGUAAAGAAGGUGGGAAUUCGUUGCUUAAUAUUUCGCGGGCUUUUUCUAUUAGUAACUGUCAUGUUUAAGUGCUAUUAUUAACGAGCUUUAAAACGUUACUUAAAAUUAUGCUUAAAAACUACACAACUAAAGAAUAUGAAAGUUUCUCCGAAAUGCUAAUUACCUGUCGAAGCAUUUACCAGACAGCUUAUUGAAAGUCAUUUACAUGAAUUAUUCAAAUUAAUGAAAAUAUUCUUCCAGAAUGUCCAAAUCUCUGUUGCAAUUCAACUGUUCAAAGUUAUUUCAGCAAAUUUUCACAUUUUGCAGCUUUAAGAAGUAAUGUGAAAAUAAUACUAGAUGAAAAUAGCAAUAAACUGUUUUCAAAUAAUUUGCAAACUUUAAAAAAUCAAAAUAAUUUGGUCACUUUUGAUAAAAAUAAGAGUAAAUCUGUAAUGAAUAAUAAACGGGGAAGGAAAAGAAAAUGUUCUUCGAGUCCUAAAUCUAUUGCUAAAAGACCUACAAGAUCUUCGUCGUUAAAUUUAGACUCUUUGAAAACAAAAUCUAUCAAAAUGAGAUUUUUUAAUAAUGAUGAUGAUAAGACUAAUGCAAUUAAUUCAAACACUAAACAUGAAGAUAGUUAUGAGACAGAAAAGCAAUCAAGUGAUGAAUAUUAUAAGAAUUUAAAUAUAAUAAAUAAUAAAAAUUUACAGCAGUUAAGUGCAACAAAUUCAUUAAAGUGUAAAGUUCAGUCUAAAAUCACUUCAUUUUUCAAAAUGUUUGAGGAAAAAGAAACUGUUUCAAAUGAUGGUUUGUCAGUAUCAAAAAUAAAAGCUGAGGAAUGUACUAAAGAUAUUCUAUUAGCUACUCAAGAUAAGAAAAUUUUAAAUCAGAGGAAGAGAUACUGCCCAUUUUAUAAGAAGGUGCCAGAUACAUCAUUUUGCAUUGAUGCCUUUUCUUAUGGUUCAAUACCUGGUAUAAAAUACUAUUUCCUCAGUCAUUUUCAUUAUGACCAUUAUAUGGGAUUGACAAAAAACUUUUCACAUCCAUUAUACUGUAGUAAAGUAACAGCCAAUUUGGUUUCAUUAAAAAUUAAAGUUUGUACAAAUCUAUUGCAUCCUAUAAACAUAAAUGAGCCAAUAAUUCUUGAUGGCAUAGAAGUAACUGCUUUGGAUGCAAAUCAUUGUCCUGGUUCCUUGAUGUUUUUAUUUAACUUACCUGAUGGACGUUGUUUCUUGCAUACAGGAGACUUUCGUGCCACUGAUAAAAUGGAAAAAUAUCCUUUACUCUUAAAAUGUUCAAUAGAUGAAAUAUAUCUAGAUACUACAUAUUGUGAUCCUUUCUACAAUUUCCCUUCUCAAGAUGAUGUAUUACUCUAUGUGCAAUCACUAGUAAUAGAUAAAGCAACCAACAAUUCUUCUUUGUUAAUUGUUUGUGGCAGUUACACUGUUGGAAAAGAAAAAGUAUUUAAAACAAAUUUAUGUAACAUUAAUAAUAUGGCCAGGACAAUAAAUAUANUAGAAUGUAAAAUUUGGGUCUCUGCCAGCAAGCAGAAGGUUCUUCAAUGCUUAGAUGAUGAUUUUAUUAAUAACCAUCUUGUAUCAUCUGCUCAAGAUGCAAAAGUUCAUGUUCUUCCUAUGGCACAACUGAAUGCAAAGGGUCUUUAUCAACAUCUUGAAAAGUUUCAAGGAAAAUUUAGUGAAAUUCUAGCAUUGAAGCCAACUGGAUGGGAAUUUAAUUCUCGGUUACAAAAUAAAAAUUUGCAUAAUAUAAAACCUAAAUUGCUUGGUUCCAUAACUAUCUAUGGUAUUCCUUACAGUGAACAUUCCAGUUUUGAAGAAUUAAAACAAUUUGUACAGUUUUUGAAACCUAAACGCAUUAUACCUACUGUUAAUUGCAGUAAUAAAGCCAAGAGAGAAGAAAUGAACUUAUUAUUUAACAAAUGGCUCAGUUUUAAAGCUUAACUUGUUCUUCAAUAGGAUUGAUAAAGUAAUUAAUUUGUAUGGUUGGUUAUUUAUUGUUAAAUAUGUUUUAAAUAGUUCUUUAUUAAUAAA